Molecule: messenger RNA, 1196 nt
Organism: Cataglyphis hispanica
Lineage: Eukaryota; Metazoa; Arthropoda; Insecta; Hymenoptera; Formicidae
Exons: 3
Coding region: 84-929 (281 amino acids)
Source: RefSeq, a predicted model, not a curated record
UUAACGACGCGAGCAGGACCCUCGGUGGUCUCCACAUCGAGCCCAGACAAUUCGUUCCGUGACGUUCGUUUCCGGACGAAAGGAUGCUUCGGUUAGGCAUGCCGGGAAUCGGUCGACGGCGUUUACACGUUUGUCUGACAUUAGUGAUCUGCGCGUUGUGGAUCGUUGACAAGAUCGACGCAGCCACUGCGGAAGAGGACGCCAAGGACGCCAAGGACGCAUGGACGGAAUUCUCGACGACGUGCGUGGCGGAUGACUCGAAGAACACGUCGGUCUCUUGUCACGGUGUGCGAAUCGUUCGGAAAGUCGUAAAGCAGUUACUGGAGAACUUCGGCAAGGAACCGAGCAUCGAGCUGUUCGACGGCGUAUCCUUGGUCGAGGCACCUGGCUCUAUACGAAAAGCCAGAAUGUUGAAGGGCCUUGGAGGUUUUGGAUCCUUGCUGCAGUUUCUGGAAGGUAGAGAACUUAAAGUCAAGCUGCCGUCCUUAUUCCCUCCUAAUAUGGAGAACGUGGUAAAGGAGAGCUUGCCUUCCGAUUCUGAAGUGAGAGGUUACGGUGGUUACGGCGGCGGCGGCGGCGGCGGCGGCGGCGGCGGCGGUUACAAAGACAAAGGCGGAAAGAAAGGCGGCGGUGAAGGAAUAAUGUUAAUGGCUCUUAUGAUGGGUAAGAUGAUGGCUGCUAUGACCUUGGCCGGAAUAGGUGCUAUAGCCAUGAAAGCGUUAAUGGUUUCGGCUCUGGCCUUGAUGCUGUCAAUAAUCAUAGGUUUGAAAAAAUUAGUAAGUAGUGAUCACGGUGGUGGUCAUCAUGUUGUUUACGCGCAAGAAGUUGGUCAUCAUCAUAGCAAGAAGAGAUCAAUCGAAGACCACGACUCUACGCUGUUGCCUUACAAAGGAUACGCCAAUCUUUACGCUAACUUGCGAACAUCUUGAUAUUCUUGCAGUAUAAUUGCAUCAUCUUAAUCGCACAAUUAAAUUGAUUUUCAAGCUUUUUAACUCUCCUGUCGUUAUUAAAGCUUUGUUCGUAGACACGGUUAGACACACCACGUUGACAGCGGCGUUGAUAUGUUGUGUUCACAUAAUUUGCAUUUCAGUCACUUUAAUAUUAUUCCUUCAUCAUGUCUCAUUCAUUUAACUCAACGUGCAUCUCUUUCAACGUGGCUCUUUCAUAUCUUCUUAGCUAUAAAAGUGUAAACGUUA